This is a messenger RNA of Pomacea canaliculata, 1961 nucleotides long. RefSeq names its product cytochrome P450 2U1-like. Gene Ontology annotation, molecular function: iron ion binding; oxidoreductase activity, acting on paired donors, with incorporation or reduction of molecular oxygen, reduced flavin or flavoprotein as one donor, and incorporation of one atom of oxygen; heme binding. The record is from RefSeq and is a predicted model, not a curated record. Gene Ontology annotation, biological process: xenobiotic metabolic process. Lineage: Eukaryota; Metazoa; Mollusca; Gastropoda; Architaenioglossa; Ampullariidae. Gene Ontology annotation, cellular component: cytoplasm; intracellular membrane-bounded organelle.
GCACUAAGAGAGAACAGUUUCUGACCUCGCUUGUCAUGUUUAAAGAGCUGUUGUCGUCUGCUGGUAGACACUAAAAAAGUCGUCUGCACAAGGAAAAGACAGAGCUUAUGAUUCCAGACCCAGACAAUGCUCGGAAUAGAGUUUGUUCCGGAGACGACAAGCUUCUUGUUGCUUGUCGUCCUGGCGUUGGUCUCACUGUGGUGGUUAUCAACACGACGGUCAGCAGGACUACCUCCAGGACCAGGCUUUGCUCUUCCGGUGCUGGGUCACAUGCACCUCCUCAAGGUCAAGUCAGAUACUCGGCAGCAAUUCGCAGCAUGGCGACGACAGUACGGUGACGUGUUCAGUCUGUACGUGGGCAGCCAGCUGGUGGUGGUGCUCAACGGCUACAAGGUCAUCAAGGACGCGUUGGUCAAACAAGCUGACAUCUUCUCCGACAGACCGCACUUUCCACUUGACCAAAUUCUUAAUAUGAGCGGUGUUAUCGACACUUCUGGUCCUGUGUGGAAAGCUCAGCGGAAGACGUCCCUGGAGAUUCUGAGAGAGUUUGGCAUGGGAAAAAACAUUCUGGCGGAAAAGAUUCAGGAGGAGGUCAAGGAGUAUAUCAAUGCCCUCGCGGAAAAGAAAGGUCAACCCCAAGACCUAGCCCGAAUGACCCAGGUCAGCGUGUCUAACAACAUCAGCUCCAUUGUCUUUGGCAAACGUUUUGAGUACGAAGAUCCUGUUUUCAAACGCUACAUACAAGCUUUAGAGGAAAACAUUCAAGCAGUAGGUACGGCGUCUUUCUUGCAAACAUUUCCUGCUUUAAGACAUCUUCCUGGGGAUCCGUUUGGUAUUAGAAAAAUCUUGGAAAAUUUUUUAUCGAUACUUAAUACGCUUAUCAAACCUUUCAUCGACAUCCAUGUUAAAGACUACGACGAGAAUUCUGUAGAUGAUUUUAUCAGCGCCUAUCUCAGGAAAAUUGCGAAAGCGCAGCAAAAACCAACAGCUGACUUUAUCAAUGAGGUAAACUUGCGGAAAGUUGUUUUCGAUUUGUUCGGGGCGGGAACCGAGACAACCUCAACAUCUAUCCGCUGGACCAUCGCCUACUUCCUUCACCACCCUGACGUGCGACAGUGUUACGAGGAGAUCCACAGAGUUGUCGGUACUGAGCGAGCGCCCACCAUUCGCGACAGGACCCAGCUGGUCUACCUGGAGGCCACCAUCUUGGAAGUCUUGCGCUAUUCCAGCAUCGUGCCCUUCAGCGUACCUCAUAGCACUUCUACCAGGGUGGAGUUUAGUGGAUACACGAUUCCAAAGGGCACCACGAUUAUUCCUAAUCUGCACUCUGUCCUGCACGCUCCGGAGAUUUGGGGAGAUCCCGACGUCUUUCGCCCAGAACGGUUUAUCACAAACGAUGACAAACUGUUACGAUUUGAUGAACUUAUUCCGUUCUCUAUUGGACGACGAGUGUGUCUGGGUGAGGCGUUGGCGAGGAUGGAGCUGUUCCUGUACCUGGCCGCCAUGAUACAGCGCUUCCGCUUCCUGCCACCGGAAACUGGAGAACUGCCAUCUUUGCAAGGUUCUCUUGGCAUUGUGGAUGUUCCUAAACGCUACAUGGUUCGUGCUGUCUCCAGGGAAUAAGUGGCGCAGAAUCAAAGGAGUACAUUGUAACAAAUAAUGAACGAGUGAGAGACUACAGAACAAUGGAUGGAUGUAGGUGUGUGCAUGAAUGUGCGUAUAAUGAGAAAUAGGUCUUGGUUUGCUUUAUGAGACAACGCCUUUAAUAGCUAUAAGUUUCAAAUAAAAAGAAGUAAUCAAAGUAUAUACAGGAAUAUCUCAGUGCUUCAGUACUCAUAGUAUAGGUACGUAGAAACGUAAAAUUUAAGUGUGAAUAUAUUAAUAUUAGGUAUUAUACAGAAUCCACAUUGUAUGAUUAAUUGAUAUAUAACUAUGUCAACGCCUCUAAGAUAGUAAAAGAA